Trichoplax adhaerens is the source of this 2019-nucleotide messenger RNA. RefSeq lists its product as uncharacterized. Lineage: Eukaryota; Metazoa; Placozoa; Uniplacotomia; Trichoplacea; Trichoplacidae. Gene Ontology annotation, biological process: protein folding. The record is from RefSeq and is a predicted model, not a curated record. Gene Ontology annotation, molecular function: ATP-dependent protein folding chaperone; ATP binding; ATP hydrolysis activity. The transcript has 11 exons. Bases 1 to 1674 code for a protein of 557 amino acids. Gene Ontology annotation, cellular component: chaperonin-containing T-complex.
AUGGCGGCGACUGUAACUCCUUUAGCAGUGGGUGGAGAAAGGACAAGUGGCGCAAAUAUUCGUUCUCAGAAUGUUACUGCUGCGCUUUCGAUUGCCAAUAUUGUCAAGAGUUCAUUAGGACCAGUAGGCUUGGACAAGAUGCUAGUUGAUGAAGUCGGAGAUGUAACAAUAACUAACGAUGGUGCUACCGUAUUAAAAAUGUUAGAAGUUGAGCAUCCAGCGGCAAAGAUUCUUGUAGAGCUUGCAGAUUUGCAAGAUCAAGAAGUUGGAGAUGGAACUACAUCAGUGGUAAUUGUCGCCGCUGAACUUUUAAAAAAUGCUGAACAAUUAGUUAAGAACAAGAUUCAUCCGACUUCUAUAAUUAGUGGCUAUAGGCUUGCUUGCAAGGAAGCUUGCAAGUAUAUUAACGAACAUCUUAGCGUAUCAGUAGAAGAAUUAGGAAGUGAAUGUCUUAUAAACGCCGCUAAAACAUCCAUGUCAUCUAAACUAAUUGGAAUGGAUUCGGAUUUUUUUUCUAAAAUGGUUGUCGAUGCUGCUCUAGCUGUUAAGAGGACGAAUGCAAAAGGAGAAAUCCGAUGUCCUAUUAAAGCUGUAAAUAUCCUUAAAGCACAUGGACAGAGUUCCCUGGAAAGCGAAUUAGUUCGCGGUUAUGCCCUCAAUUGUACAGUGGCAUCUCAAGCUAUGACCAAAAAGGUUGUAAAAGCAAAAAUAGCUUGCCUGGAUUUUAGUUUACAAAAGGUUAAAAUGAAAUUAGGUGUGCACGUUAUUGUAGAUGAUCCCCAAAAGUUGGACGCUAUACGUAAACGGGAGUCCGAUAUCACGAAAGAAAGAAUCACUAAGAUAUUAAAAACUGGAGCAAAUGUUGUUCUUUGUACUGGUGGAAUUGAUGAUUUGUGUCUGAAAUAUUUCGUGGAAGCUAAAGCUAUGGCUGUACGACGUGUAACUAAGAUUGAUAUGAAGCGUAUAGCAAAAGCAACAGGAGCAACCAUGUUGUUGACGCUCGCUAACCUUGAUGGUGAGGAAAGCUUUGAAGCGUCCAUGCUUGGUGAAGCUGGUGAAGUUGUCCAAGAUAAGAUUUGUGAUGAUGAACUUAUUGUUAUCAAAGAGCCAAAGUCUCGUAUGGCUGCUUCUAUGAUCCUUCGAGGAGCGAACGAUUUCAUGCUAGACGAAAUGGACAGGUCGAUUCAUGAUGCUUUGUGUGUCGUUCGGCGCGUAAUUGAAUCGAAUGCUGUAGUUCCUGGUGGUGGGGCUGUUGAGGCGGCUUUAUCGAUAUACUUAGAAAAUUUCGCUACUUCACUGAGUUCCAGGGAACAACUCGCUAUUGCGGAAUUUGCUAGAUCCCUAUUGGUUAUACCGAAAACGUUGAGUGUUAACGCGGCUCAAGAUGCAACUGAACUUGUAGCAAAGUUAAGAGCAUGCCACAGUAGCUCGCAAACGGAUUCUAAGCUUGCAAGUCUUAAAUGGAUGGGUUUGGAUUUGGUUGAUGGGAUAAUUAGAGAUAACAAAGGUGCUGGUGUUUUAGAACCAACUAUCAGUAAAACUAAGAGUUUAAAGUUUGCCACUGAAGCUGCUAUUACUAUACUACGAAUCGAUGAUAUGAUUAAACUUUAUCCUGAUGAAAAACCAGAUGCAGGCCAAUCGUAUCAAGAUGCCGUUGCAUCAGGACGUCUUUAAGCGUAUCCCUGAUUAUCGAUCAUAAAAUCUUUGGCGUUGCAUCUUAACGUGCUAAAUUUAUUAUGAUUUACCUUUUUGAUAACCUGUAUUGUUCGAUAGUGCUGUAAUUGAAACUUUCGAGGAGAUUGCUGUGGCUAAUAUUUGGAAUCUGUGUUGUUGCGCUGAAGUAAAUUCGGCACUAUAGUUCUUUUUAUCUAAUUUUAUUAUUCCUUUGAAAUAUGCAAUUGAUUAUUAAGUAUUAGCCUUACUAAUAUAAUUGAUAAUGAAUUAAUGAAACGAUAUGGCGAUAACUUUAUCUUCACGAUAGUGAUUUUAAAAUCGUCAUAAUUUCUUUUAGUUCUUGAC